GAUUAUAAAUUACAAUAACAAAUCAUCAAAGUUUGGUAAAAUUGUGCGAAGAGAAUAAUAUAGAGGUAGAGGUCGAAAGCGAGGGAAUUGAUUAAGAAAUGUUGAAGGAAUCAGAACAGAAUUGGAGAAAACAAGUGAAUUGCAAUGUUGAGCGUCUCCAUUCUCUGUUGUUUGCGUCGGAAUUAGCUCUCCAGAAGCGAGAUUUCAGUUGCGCUCAAACCCUGUGUCUCCGUCUCAUCGGUUUUCUCGAUUCCCGCGUCGCAAACGACGUGGAUGAGUCGUUCGUCCUCCCUAUUCGCCGCCAAGCCAUGUCGAAUCUCCUCGCUGCCACUACUUCCCUCGUUCCCAUCUCCGAUAGCCAAGCAUUUGAACAAGCUGCCACAAGUCCAGGCAUUAUUUUUCGCAAGCAACAACAUUUCGACAUUAAUAAGAUUAUGCAGUUAAACUACUCUCAACUUGUGUCAAACCAACUGGAAAACGAAAACCAAAUUGGUACUAGGGACAAUAAUUUAAGUGGCAACACUUCAAAACUUCUUAUACAGAAGAACUUGGAUGACUUUUUUGGGAACUUGUCAAGUGCCAAUGCGACCUCCGCUAAAGCUUCUGUUACCCGCAAUAAUAACACUUCCGAUGAUUGCAUUGUUGUGGAGAAGCCUCCUUCUCGUCAUAUUAACUCUAGGGAUCUUGGUGCCUCUACUUCGAUUAAAGCAGAGGAAGAAGAAAGGGCUCAUGGUACAAUUUUGGGAUCCAAGAGAGCUUACGUUGAAACCAGAAGCACAAGAAAUGAAACAGCUAUGUCUCCAUCAUGCGAUGGACAAGGGGAUACUGAUGUUUCUGGAAAUGGAUUUGUGACUGCUAGAGCAAAACUGGAAAUGGAUGCCAGAAAAAGACGAGGAUUGGGUGGAAUGCAAAGUCCAACAGUCUCCCCACUCAGCGAUAACAGUGGGAACAACAGAGGGUGUGGUAAUAGAUCUUUCGGAUACACACGUCGUGGAAUUCGUGGUAGUUUUGUUCCCCCCAUCAGAUCCAAAGAGGGUGGUGUGGGAAAUGUGACUUCACGUAUUGCUCGACCUGCUGGUAAAGGCAACGAUGCAUUAGAUGACUCAACGCAGAGAUGUUUGGAUAUGCUAUGUGGUCCAGAUGGUGAACUUCCAGAAAAAUUACGAAAUCUAGAGCCUCGCCUUAUAGAGCAUAUCAGCAAUGAGAUAAUGGACCAGGAUCCUAACGUUCGGUGGGAGGAUAUUGCUGGCUUGGAUCAUGCCAAAACAUGUGUUACUGAGAUGGUUAUAUGGCCUUUGUUACGUCCAGAUAUUUUUAAGGGAUGUCGUUCUCCAGGGCGUGGUCUUCUUUUAUUUGGCCCUCCUGGAACAGGUAAAACGAUGAUCGGAAAAGCUAUUGCAGGAGAGGCCAAGGCAACUUUUUUCUAUAUCUCUGCCAGUUCAUUAACCAGCAAAUGGAUUGGUGAGGGUGAAAAACUAGUGAGGGCACUUUUUGGGGUAGCCAGUUGUCGUCAGCCAGCUGUAAUAUUUGUGGAUGAAAUAGAUUCACUUCUUUCGCAGCGCAAGUCAGAAGGUGAACACGAAUCAAGUAGGCGUCUGAAGACACAAUUCCUCAUUGAAAUGGAAGGCUUUGACAGUGGGAGUGAUCAAGUGUUACUUAUAGGAGCAACAAAUAGACCCCAAGAACUAGAUGAAGCAGCUAGGAGGCGACUUACUAAGAGACUUUACAUUCCCCUGCCUUCAUCAGAUGCAAGAGCCUGGAUUAUAAGGAACCUCUUACAAAAGGAUGGAUUAUUUAAGCUCUCAGAAGAAGACACAAACACCAUAUGUAAACUUACAGAAGGAUAUUCAGGAUCUGACAUGAAAAAUCUAGUAAAGGAUGCAUCUAUGGGUCCACUCAGAGAGGCUCUAAGACAGGGUGUUGAGAUUACAAAGCUAAACAAGGAGGAAAUGAGGCCAGUUACACUACAGGACUUUGAGAGUGCAUUGCAAGAGGUGAGGCCUUCUGUUUCUCUAAAUGAGCUUGGUAUCUAUGAAGAUUGGAACAAACAAUUUGGAAGUUUGUCCCUGUGAAGACAAAAUUGGUCUUAGUGUAUCGCUAGUUGCUAGACUUGGUACACCUGAAAUUGUAAGAUUCGAGUAGCAAUAGCAGAUGAGACAUGAUUAUGAUGCGGGAUUGCCGAACUAGUUCAUCCUGGUACUUUUCACUACACAUGCACUAGCAGUAAAGUAAUAUAUUUGCCUAAAGUUAAAAAAGAGAAAGCAUUAAAGAGCUAUUCAAAAUUUGGAAAGUGCGGUAUUCAUAUUA
Daucus carota subsp. sativus is the source of this 2307-nucleotide messenger RNA. RefSeq names its product ATPase family AAA domain-containing protein FIGL1. Gene Ontology annotation, molecular function: ATP binding; ATP hydrolysis activity. Lineage: Eukaryota; Viridiplantae; Streptophyta; Magnoliopsida; Apiales; Apiaceae. The coding region runs from base 99 to 2072 and encodes 657 amino acids. The transcript has 13 exons. The record is from RefSeq and is a predicted model, not a curated record.